AUGUCUGUUUCUAAUGUACUUGUGACCUUGGCCGUCUUGACGGUUGGAGGGUACAUGCUUUUCAACGAUGCCGGAGAAUCAUUUAAUGUCGGACAAUUCUUAGAACAAACAUCUCCAUACAUGUGGGCAACCAUAGGAAUUGCCAGUUGUAUUGGAUUAUCAGUUGUUGGAGCAGCUUGGGGGAUUUUUGUCACUGGAUCUUCAAUAAUUGGGGCCGGUGUCAAAGCACCUCGGAUCACUACAAAGAAUUUAAUCUCCAUUAUUUUCUGUGAAGUUGUGGCUAUCUAUGGGUUAAUCAUGGCCAUUGUAUUUUCCUCCAAAUUAAGUAGUAUUCCAGAAGCACAAUUGUACACUAAAGAGAAUUUAUAUACUGGAUAUUCAUUGUUCUGGGCAGGUAUAACUGUUGGUGUAUCUAAUUUAAUUUGUGGUAUUGCGGUUGGUAUAACUGGUUCAACUGCUGCUAUUAGUGAUGCUGCAGAUUCUUCAUUAUUUGUUAAGAUCUUGGUCAUUGAAAUCUUUGGAUCUGUUUUAGGUUUAUUUGGUUUAAUUGUUGGUUUAUUAAUGGCUGCUAAAGCUCUAGAGUUUGAUUAA
This is a messenger RNA of Lizanozyma spartinae, 591 nucleotides long. RefSeq names its product H(+)-transporting V0 sector ATPase subunit c'' (gene VMA16). Gene Ontology annotation, cellular component: proton-transporting V-type ATPase, V0 domain. Bases 1 to 591 code for a protein of 196 amino acids. The transcript has a single exon. Gene Ontology annotation, biological process: proton transmembrane transport. The record is from RefSeq and is a predicted model, not a curated record. Gene Ontology annotation, molecular function: proton-transporting ATPase activity, rotational mechanism. Lineage: Eukaryota; Fungi; Ascomycota; Pichiomycetes; Serinales; Debaryomycetaceae.